UUUGGGGUUUUGGUGGAGCGUGCGGAUGUGGAAAGAAAAUGGCUGCCUCCUACGAGGAUCUAAUUAAUUUUGAAGGAUCAUCAGGCCCUUUAGUGCGAGGAAGGGUACGGGAGAGAGGGAGGGGGGUUGUGAGGCAGACCCCUGGGCUGAUUAGAAUUCACUGCAGGUAGGCGCUGGCUGCUGCUCACCCACUGUGUCACGGCUAAAACGGAAUCACUGUUGGUGAGUGGCAGUCUGGGCAAGUGAAGCCUGCCUCCCUUGGCCCGCUCCCUUUUGUUGGCGCCAUUCACCUCAACCUACCCCUGAGGCAGGUGGAUUUCCAUGUCUGCAUGGGCGAGGAUGGAGGGCGAGAAAGGCAGAUAUAUGUACAGUGUGUUUGCACUGCCUAACCGUAGCGCCCGUGGCAACAGGCUUGCCUGACAAAUAAUAUUUACCAUGGUGAUGGCAAAUAGAGUUUUGGCACAUGCAUGGUUGUUAUUCCGUUUUAAAGCAGUUUUUCUGUUGGUUUUUCAUCUGACUGAGUCUAAUCGAAAUAUCCAGUGACACAAGUUAGCUGAGAACACAAGUUGCACUUUUUUUUUUAGUUUCCAGCAUUUCGUUUGCGAGCUAUUUCAAGACAUUAGUAAGGGGACUUUUAAACCGAGCUGGCUAAUUGUCGAAAUUCAUUCUGCUCAAAUAUGUCCUUUUCAAGUCACCAUUGUCAGUUCCCACUCAGACCUUUGAAUACUGCAAGUGUUAUUGUAACCUUCCAGACCCUAGUCUUUUUGUGGCCCUUACCAAGAUUUUGUGUGUGGGCCCCGUUUUCAUCUUUGAUAUUACUCGCUAUCGGGCUGAUUGCAGCCUUGUGAGUAUUGUAAUCGGGCUUUGAAGUUUGCGGCUUGCAAAGGUGACUAUGUGGGUGUUACUUCAUGUCUGGAGGGCUUUCUUAAUGUUAUAAACGGUAGACUGUUUUUAAUGCUUUAGCUAUGAAAAUAUUCAAUUUUUAAAUAAUAAUACCUUCUUUACGGAAAUUACUUUACCACGGUUGGACCCAGAACCAAUUAACAGCGUCUAUACUGUAUAUUACUCUUGGCGACCAGAAGUGGAUUUGGCUAUGGGAAGUUGAGUGUGUGCAUAAGACACAAUCAACACAAAUGCAGUUCAAGUACGUUUAUAAUUAGAUAUUAAGAAAUUAUGUGUUAUCUAUAUUUUACGAGUUAUAUAAAGAUUUGUAAUCUCAGGGCAUUCAAUCGAUCGCAACUGGAGUUGUUUGGUUUGUCUUAGAAGAUGAUUAAGCUUCAUCAGUUUGUGCUCAUAGACUUAUAUUGGUCAGAUUGAUCUGGAACCAAUGUUGGCUCACUGCUGAAUAGAAGUUUAGCAGAGUCAAAGUACAAUUGUAUCCAUGAGGCAGUUCAGUCCAUCAAAAUAGAACAAGCAAACACCUGCAGAGCACAACCACUACGUUGAUGAUCAGCUACUGAAGUGACCUGUUGCCAUAAUCAUUUGGCCCCCACUAGUGGUUGUGGCUUAUGCCUGUUCCAGACUGGAUUGUAUGGUUAGAACGCCCAAGUCCAGGACUUCUGCUUUCAGGCUGUGGUGUUUGGCUCCUCAGGGUUUUGUACUUGACCCAGUUUUCUUUAACAUUUGCGUGCUGCCACUGGGAAAUCUCUUUAAAGUUUCCGUUUUAAUGCAGAUGAUACCCAAAUUACUCAGUUUGGAUGACAAACUGCCCCAAGGACAUUAAUUGCAUACAGUGAUGGCCUAAAUUACCCUCAAUCGCCUCCCCCCCAAAAAAGACAUUGCUCAUUGUUGGGUCAAUCGUCCAUACAAUGUCCGCUGUAAUAAAAAUGUAAAAACAAUUCUGUCAACCCCCCAAAAAAAGCUCAAUUUAUACUUUUCAUCACGCCUAUAUUAUUCCAACUCCCUUCCACCUAUCUUCAGUUAAAAGAUUCUAUUGUCAGUACAAUUAACCCAAAACGAAGCCGCCAGGGUUUUAAUGGGUACUUGAAAAAGAGCAAAUUACACCUUUGCUUUCAGCACUGCACCGGUUGUCUAUUCAUUUUACAAUUAUUUUACAUUUCCGCUUAUUAUCUUAAACCUGCUGAAAUGUGCAUCACAAAGUUAUAUAUUUAUGACCUAUUUUUCUUUUUGCCUAUUCUCUAUCUCUAAUGUAUGUCCAAAGGUGGUUCUUCUCAUUAUCAAGUGAUCAACCAGCUCCAAUUAACACACCAUUAUUACGUGAAAAAAUAUACAUUAAAAAAAUAGCAAAAAAAAAUACAUCAACUACUUUUUCAGGGUUUUAGUCACAGUGUUUGGCACACAUUCUAAAAAUGACAAAGGUAUUUGACACGCUUAUGACUGGCUCAGUACAGAGGUCAUAUGAGUUAAGCUGGAUACUUUCCAUCUGCGGGUUUUAACUGGUUUCAAAGCGAGGAUGGUGUGUCGAGAAGGGCAGACUUCUCUUGCUUUUGCCGGCGUUAAUCAGAAAAUUGAAAAAGCAGUAUAAUUUAUUGUGAGUAAAUUUGACAGAGAGAAAGAAAUUUUACACUGGUUCAAAUGUUUUUCCCACUCUAGUAUAGUAGGAUGUGUGACCUGAAAUGACACCAUUUCACUCCAUGUGGUCUGCCUUUUUUUUUUUCUUUUUUCUUUUUGACACGGCUUUUGUGUCCAAACUUCAGCAGACGACCGUGCACGUACAGUUUAAUAGCUCCUGUUUAAAAAAGCUUGUCUUAGAAUCACCAAAAGCAGCCGAUCACAUGCUUGACGGCACUGAAUGCCCGUGGUUGUGUUUUGCAAUGAAUGUCUUGUGUGUUUAAUAUAUUUUUUAAAUUGUAUUACAACAUGUAAGAACCGCGGGACGUCUUUGUGUUGUUUGAGCUUUUGGAGACGACACACAAAAAAAAGAAAAAGCGCACACACACUCAUACACACACACACACACACACACACACACACACACACACACACACACACAGAGUGCAUUAAUUCAUGUAGAAUCAAGAUAAUUUUUUAUAAGGGUGUGGUUUUGUUGCCCGGUGACUCAGAUAACUGUUGAGAGAAGAGCAUUUUUCCCGAUACCAAUAUAUGUUUUGUUCUGGAAUUGCACACAGGACCGUCCAUUUUUUUGGGGCUUUAAGCUGGCGUGGAAAACUCUUCACACAUCUGUUGCAGCAUGUCGGAGAGCAACACAUGAUUUGGGAAGAGAAGAGGACUGACAGCCUUGCCUAGCGCCCGGCCUCCGCUAAGCCAUCUCCUGACGCUUGACCCGCACUUUAUCACCAGCCACACUAGCAUCUCGGAAACACAGCGUCAUCUAACUGUCACAUCAGUUGCAAGGGGAUGACCGAGCGCAUUCAUAACAUCAAUCUCCACAACUUCAGCAAUUCUGUACUUGAGACCCUCAAUGAGCAGCGCAACCGUGGGCACUUCUGUGAUGUGACCGUCCGGAUCCAUGGAAGUAUGCUGCGAGCUCACCGCUGCGUGCUGGCCGCUGGAAGCCCCUUCUUUCAGGACAAGCUGCUUUUGGGCUACAGCGACAUUGAGAUCCCCUCUGUGGUCUCGGUGCAAUCCAUCCAAAAGUUGAUUGACUUUAUGUACAGCGGGAUUCUGCGAGUGUCUCAGUCAGAGGCCCUGCAGAUCUUAACCGCUGCCAGCAUCUUGCAGAUCAAGACCGUCAUCGAUGAGUGUACCCGAAUCGUGUCGCAGAAUGUGGGCCUGGCCGGCCCAGGAGGCUUCCCCGUUAUACCGGGAGACUCUGGUCAGGACACCCCCCGUGGCACGCCGGAGUCUGGCACCUCCGGGCCCAGCAGCGAUGCCGAGUCGGGCUGUAUGCAAGGCACAACCCAGCAGAACAUGGAUCGGCCGUACACGUCUCUCUACUCCUACACCGGCAUCUCCAACGGUACCCGCGACCGCCCCCAUUACAUCAACCCCAUGGCGACAAAUUACGACCCGAGUGUCGGCGCUCAGAAGGACCAGCAGUCGCAGGAUCCCCCCUGGAUGAACCGUAUCCAGGACAGAACCCAGCCGGUGGACCGCUUCAUCUCCACGGCCGAGUCCACCACUCACUGCCGCAAGCAACCCCGCCCGGUGCGCCUGCAAACAGGCGGGAUGCACAUCAAGCAGGAGGCCGACGACGAGUACAGCUGCUACAACAACACAGGCGACUGCCAGGAUGAGACCGAGCACGCUGAGAGCGAGUCCAAAGUGGAGAGUUUCGACUCAGGGGUCAGCUCCUCCAUCAGUACCGAGCCAGAUGCCAUGGAGCAGCAGCCCUACCUGAGUGGCUUUAACCGGGAGGGGCCGGGCGAAGGCCACCAAGGGAAUUUGGGUCCGGUGCAUAUUGAGGUUAACGACUCGUCCCCGGAGCAAUCGCAAGAGCCCGAUGAGGGCCACGGCGGCCACAGCACUAGUGACAGUAGCAUGAUGCACCCACUGCCCAACCCCAUCAUGUCCCACUCCCUGUCCAGCACGCCGCAUUACCUGCGGCCGGUCGAGACGCACACCAGCAAUCUGAGGAUGCCGCACGCCAUGACCAGCAAUUCCCAAUUGAUCGGCGGCGUCGGGAGCACCUUCUUGCCCACACUCUUCCCCCCGCAGCCGGCCAGAGACAACAAGUCUUUCCUUUACCUUUCCGGCCAACAGCAGGCCCAGUUUGUAACGGUGCCCACCGCCAUGUCAUCGUUCCCCAACGCCAUGGCUGUUCCGCCGGGGUCCGCCCAGUCGCAGCAGUCCGCCGGAGCAAUGAGUCAGGGGGAGAAGAAGCCCUAUGCAUGCACCCUCUGCUGUAAAACCUUUACUGCAAAACAGAACUACGUCAAACACAUGUUUGUGCAUACCGGAGAGAAGCCCCACCAGUGCAGCAUCUGCUGGCGCUCGUUCUCCCUGAAGGAUUACUUAAUCAAACACAUGGUGACGCACACGGGGGUGCGGGCCUACCAGUGCAGCAUCUGCAACAAGCGCUUCACCCAGAAGAGCUCUCUCAACGUCCACAUGCGGCUGCACCGUGGCGAGAAAUCCUACGAGUGCCCUAUCUGCAAGAAGAAGUUCUCCCACAAAACCCUGCUGGAGCGCCACAUGGCCCUGCACAGCACGGGCAGCGCCAUCACGGGGCUGGCCGACGCAAUCACCGGGCUGGCCGGCGUCACCUGCCCCCCUUGCCCGGUCUCCAUUCCCAUCACUCUACCCAUGACCGUCCCCGAGCCCGGCGCCGGGGUGGUGGCCCUCGCCAUGCCCGUAAGCGGCGGUGCGGGAGAUGUGUCCGUGGUGGGGCCGGGAGUGGGCGUGGCCGCGGAGGCGAGCUGCCAAGAAGGGACCACCUACAUGUGUUCCGUCUGCCCCGUCAAGUUCGAGCAAAUGGAGCACUUCAACGACCACAUGCGAAUGCAUGUCUCUGACGGAUAAGUACAACUAGACACACUUCUCCAAAAGAAUGACAAACAAAAUGGCACUAGAUUUUCCUUUUCUUGUUUUGAGGUAUGAAGAGUAAUGAGUAUAGACACUGGCACAUUAAGUUUCCCAAAAAAAAAAAAAAAUUCUUUUUUGUUAUUUUAAAUAAACAAAAAGAUGGUGGCCUUAAGGCUUAGUAGUUUGAUAUUGAUCUACUGGAUGGAUCCUAACUACAGGCCUCUAAAUGUAUGAUUUCCUAAAAAUACUGAUUUAUGUGUUGAACACUACCGAAAGGCCUACGAAAGAAACACAUACACACAAACACACUUUUAGUGUAGAGCUGUGUGAGCGCAUACACGUGUGCAUUGUGUGUGGAUCUGCAUGUGUCCCAGUGUGUGCGUGCGUGUGUGUAUGUGUGUGUGAGUGAGAGAUGCCAUUAAAAAUGGCACUUGUGAACCCAUACUGACCAGUUUGGAAACGAUAUAGAUGUCCAAACGUACUGUGGUUUAAUUUGCAACAACAAUAACAACAAAAAUCAUCUGGGGUGGGUCUUGCAUAUUCCCUCUAAAAUACUGACCGCCGCACGAUUGCCUUCUAAAGACAAUUAAAAAAAAGGAGAGUAGUAAAUUUGUGACUGGGUUUUAUUUAUUCCUGUGGUAUUAAGGGAUUUUAAAGCAGCUUUUGAUGAGGUACAAAUUUCACUUCCUGAUUUGCUAUGUUUUGUAACAGUUGCAUUUUGGACGGUUUAGUUUCCUAAAUUAGGCGGUUGUUGUUGUUGGUGAGACAUGCAAAAAAACGAAACAAAAAAACAAAUCUAAAGUGAUUAGCAAACACUGCCACUAAUCUCCUAAAAGACUGUUAAGGCUGCUCCAAUCACAAAAGACAAAUCUGUUUUUCUUUUUUGGAUAUUUUUUUCUUCUCCAGCCUGUUUCCAUUCACAGUUAGAGCAGUAACUAAACCCUCUCCAUUAUUUUUCUUCUGCUCCUCCACUUACAUCCGACUGUUAUGGGCUGUAGAAUUAAAAAAAAAAAAAAAAAAUAUUUGUCUCCCCAACUAUUGUUGUUAUUGAUUAGUCUACAUGGUUUCUUGUUUUCUGCUUCAAUUAUGGAUUUGGGGCUUUAGGCUGGCUGUUGAUUAGAACAGUGUUAAAGAGAGGGAGAAAUUCAAUUUGUUUUGAAAAUAAUUGCCAUCACGAAUGCAGACUAGAACCUGUUUGGGACUUUUUGUUUUAGUGAUGGGAGCUAAAUGCAAUCGCUCUCAGCCUGCAACAUUAUGAAAGGAAACAACAGAGUAGCACCAGUAGCUCUCCCACUUAUUUAUAUUUAUAUUUAUAUAUAUAUAUAUAU
Nerophis lumbriciformis (worm pipefish) is the source of this 6713-nucleotide messenger RNA. Lineage: Eukaryota; Metazoa; Chordata; Actinopteri; Syngnathiformes; Syngnathidae. The record is from RefSeq and is a predicted model, not a curated record.